AUGGGCGAAACACACAGAGGAACCCCCCAGAACAUCGCUACCUAUAACGUUCAACGCUUUCGCACUCGUAGUAAACAUACCAUUGCCCCGGACGAACGCAUCAUACCAUACCUGAACAUUGCUGGUUUCGGUCCGAUUAGCAGGAUUGCCGAGUCUUCAAUUGACCACAAGUUUGUUCUUGCUUUGCUAGAACGUUGGAGGCCAGAAACACACACCUUCCAUCUUCCGACAGGGGAGUGCACCAUCACCCUUGAAGACGUCCAUAUGCUACUCGGCCUUCCUGUUGAUGGUAAGGCAAUUAAUGGUUGUGUUAUGCAGGCGAAUAGCUUAUGCCAAGAGGCAAUUGGAAUAGACUUGAUAGAAGGAGCCGUUGGUGCUAGGGGGCAAGGUGUUAACCUAAAGAGGUUAAAGGAGCAUUAUAAAAAGUUUCGCUUGGAUGAUGAGUCUACCCAAGAGACCAUAUUGCAGAAAACUAGGUGUUAUGUAUUGUUGCUUAUUGGAAACGUUUUGUUCCCGGAUAGCACAGGUAACACGGUUAACUUUAUGUAUCUUCGUUUGCUAAUGGAUUUUAGUAGAGUUGGUUUGUACAGCUGGGGGUCUGCGGUACUGGCUACCUUGUACCAGUCACUAUGCAAAAACGCGGUUGCUGAGUCCUGCACAUUCUACGGAUGCGCCCUUUCAUAUGGCGACCGUAUCUCGAGUGCGAGUAUGAGCCUAGAGCGCAGGAUGCAGAAAUCUGGACGACAAAGUGCUGCUUAA
Vicia villosa (hairy vetch) is the source of this 759-nucleotide messenger RNA. Its product is annotated as protein MAIN-LIKE 2-like. The transcript is spliced from 3 exons. The record is from RefSeq and is a predicted model, not a curated record. Gene Ontology annotation, biological process: meristem maintenance; meristem development. The coding region runs from base 1 to 759 and encodes 252 amino acids. Lineage: Eukaryota; Viridiplantae; Streptophyta; Magnoliopsida; Fabales; Fabaceae.